Paraphaeosphaeria sporulosa is the source of this 2202-nucleotide messenger RNA. RefSeq lists its product as uncharacterized. The coding region runs from base 176 to 1882 and encodes 568 amino acids. NCBI's taxonomy places the organism in Eukaryota, Fungi, Ascomycota, Dothideomycetes, Pleosporales, Didymosphaeriaceae. The transcript is spliced from 3 exons. The record is from RefSeq and is a predicted model, not a curated record.
CCUUUGCCCACCCAUUGAAUCGCACUCACGCGACUGCCGCUAUAGCUAGUCUUCCGUCACUCCAGCCAGACUGUGCGCCUUCGGUCUAUUUAUCACAAUCUGUUUCCAGAUCCGAGAGUUUGUCCACUUUCCCAGCACAUCCCAACUCAGGCCUUCCAACGUUGCUUCUCACACGAUGGCCGAUAACCAGCUCCCGCGGAUUAGGACGUCAUACCUUCUCGGUCUUAGCAACAAGCCCUUCAAAGACCCGCCAAAGCCCCCGCCGCUGAACAGCUAUCGCGGAAUGCUGAGAACUCCCGGCGCAGCCAUCGAAUGGGCAGCUAGCGAUGGCCGGAGGGGUAGGCUGAUGGGUAAGGGAAAAUCGCGGCUGUUGAGCACGUUAGACGCGGCGGCGCCACAGAACCAGGUGAAUGCGAGCGCGAACAUGAACGCGAGCCAAGGCGUGCCGAACAACCCUGCCCAAUCUGGAAGCGGUGGCAACGAGGCAAGCGAUCAGCCCAGCAGCCAAGCAGCCAGCUCGGGGGAGGUCGAGUACAAGAAGGGCGUCCCCAGCAAAGACUUCUCGGAAGAGGAGGACAGGACAAUCAUGCGUAUGAAGAUCGAUGACAAACAAUGGGGCGACAUAAUGAAACAUAUGAACGGGAAGUCUAAGAAGCAGUGCACUCAACGCUUCAAUGAGAUUCGACCGGACGACUUUUACGAAAAAAGAAACGCAGCAAAAGGCAACGGCAGGAGCGGCAAACAAGGUAACCAGAAUGACCAGCAGCAGAACAAUAAGGGGCAAGACAAAAAGGAGGAGAAGACCGAAUGGGGCACUGGCCAUGGUGGAUGGGAUCCCAUGGCUGUCCUUGGUGGCGUGUUCGGGGAUGAUCGCAAAUCCAACGCUUCUGACAAAGGUUCCAAACAAUCCGAAAAGCCUGGUGAUACAACGUGGGCUGGCACCGGUAAUGACUGGGCUGCUUUGGCUGCAGACGGGAACGAGAAUAACACAGGUGGGAACGCGGGGUGGACCAAUGGUGGAGAUCACAAUAAUGCUGCUGUAACAGCUCCUUGGGGGAACCUUGGUGGAGACAACACUGCUUCUGGAGCAGCUCCUUCGGAUAACAACGGUGGUGGUGACUGGAAUCAACAUGCCAGCGGAGGAAAAGACAACAACAAGAGGGGUGAGGGAAAGAAGAGUAAGCACGAGAAGAAACAGGAGAAGAGGGGCAAGAGCAACGAAAGGUCGAACAAGAAAGAAAGCAAGCCUGAUGCUGCUGUCCAGCCCUGGGAGACCGCCAACGACAGCUUUGGUAACGGAGGCGGCGGAGCGACAACAGGGUUUGGCGACUCUGGUGGAUGGGAUUUCGAUAACAACGAAGACAAGAAGAGUGAGAGCAAGAAGAGCAAGAAGAGCAGCUCUCGCUCAUCUAAGGCAAGUUCGAAAAAUGCUUGGGGGGCAGACCGAGACAAUGGAGGCGCCGGUACUGUUUGGGACGCGGCCGAUGGCGGCGGUGGUGGUAGGCAGGGCUGGACCGAAAACACUGACGGCUAUACUGGUGGGGGCUGGGGUGACAACAAGGCCGAUACGGGCGGUGCUCAGGCCUCUUCCAAGGAUCACGAAAAGUACCGCUCAUCUCAUCGUCGCUCCAGCUCCCUGGAGAGCAAGCAUAGAUCACACCGUCACCUGAGCAGCAGCCAUCCCACAGAGUACAAGGUCGCGCCGGACAGCACGUUCUCGCAAGACGAGCUGAAGCUCAUCGCCAGGAUCUUGCAGCAGGAUUGUUCGAUGGUGUGGGAGAGAGUGUCGUGGAGGUUCAAGGAUAAGACCGGUAGAAACUUGGAGCCGAAUAUCUUCGAGAAGAAGAUCACGGGGAGGUUGAAGAAAGAGAGGAGGCACUGAGCAAUUGGCGAUUUCUGAGAGAGAGCUUUCUUAGAACUUACACUUGGACCAUUUUGUCCUGCUACCUACAUGACCAUUUCGCCUUAUUGGUGAACCUGUUAUUGCUGGCUUGCCAUGGAAUACUCCCGAGAUUCCCCCCGAGAUCUAGGUGCGAACUAGAGCACUGGAAAGGCUUAGCUCGCCCCUACGGAACCAUCUGGGCUUGACUUCUUCCACAGUCACGUGUCAUCGUCUUCCUCCAUCAAAAAUAUUCCGAUAUAUCGACCGGAAAUCUAGCCGGGAUUCUUUCCGUCGAACCGCACUAACGAUCAAUCCCCACG